Messenger RNA from Micropterus salmoides (largemouth bass), 1941 nucleotides. It is a transcript of the gene polr3c, whose product is annotated as polymerase (RNA) III (DNA directed) polypeptide C. NCBI's taxonomy places the organism in Eukaryota, Metazoa, Chordata, Actinopteri, Centrarchiformes, Centrarchidae. Gene Ontology annotation, biological process: DNA-templated transcription. The coding region runs from base 115 to 1752 and encodes 545 amino acids. Gene Ontology annotation, cellular component: RNA polymerase III complex. Gene Ontology annotation, molecular function: single-stranded DNA binding. The record is from RefSeq and is a predicted model, not a curated record. The transcript is spliced from 13 exons.
AAGAACGGAAGUGUUCAUGUGUUGACAUGCGAAGAGCCGCAUGUGUUUAGCCGACAGUCUGUGGGAAGCAAGGAACAAGGACUGCGUCUGUCCAGGAACUUGACUAUCGGAAAGAUGACUGCCCAGGAGGUACGUCUGUGUGGUCUCCUGCUGCGGGAGCACUUUGGAGAAGUGGUGGAGAAAGUGGGAACACACCUGCUCAGAAGUGGAGCACAGAAUUUAAGGACCAUCAUUCAUGAGACUGGCAUCUCACUGGACCUGGUAAAGAAGUCCCUGUGUGUGCUCGUGCAGCAUGGGGUCUGUGUGUUCAGCUCCGGCCGCAAAGGAACUGGGAGCCCCACGGAGUAUCAGACUAACUGUGAUCGGAUUCUGAGAAUCCUGCGAUACCCGCGCUACAUCUACACCGCCAAAACCCUGUAUGGUGACACUGGAGAGCUGAUCAUAGAGGAGUUACUUCAGAGGGGUGACAUGACCAUGAGCAGCACGGUUAAGACAGUUGCCGACCGCCUCACACAGAACAUGGAGGAGGGUCACAGCAUGGAUUACAGUGAAGUGUCUAAUGCCUUCUCGAAACUAGUGGAGACCCAUUUUCUUCAGCGAUGCCCUCCAAUGGCGGGAGCAGGAACAAUAGCCAGUGCUACUCCAGCUACCCCCGCAACCCCUGGUACUCCUGCUGCCUCUGUUAGCACCACCCUGCCCACACCAGAGAGCUUCCCUGACUGUUACAAGGUACCUCACGUGACACUCAUAGGGCGAGGCAAACGCCAACUCUCCAGUGAGGAUGGAGACGACCAAAGGAAUGCAAAGAAGGCAAAAUUAGAUUCAGAGACACAUGGUGAUGAGGGGAUUUACUGGCAGGUGAAUUUUGAGAGGUUCCAUCUCCACUUCAGAGACCAGGCCAUCAUCAGUGCCGUAGCCAACAAACUGGACCAGACCAGCAGUGAGAUAGUAAGGACUAUGCUGAGGAUGAGUGAGGUGACAACUUCGCCCACAGCCAACUGCACAAAGCCCCUCUCAGCCAAUGAGAUCUUCAGGUCCCUCCCAAGUAGUUACAACAUCCCCAGACCCAUCUUAGACCAGUACCUCACGCUACUGGUCGAUGACCCGAUGGAGUUUGUGGGGAAGGCCGGUGAAAGUGGAGGAGGGAUGUACGUUGUCAAUCUGCAUAGAGCGCUGGCGAAUCUGGCUCGGGCGACGCUUGAGUCUGUAGUACAGGAGAGAUUUGGAUCCAGAUCAGCUCGCAUCUUCCGUCUGUUGCUAAGGAAACGUCAUCUGGAACAGAAGCAGGUGGAGGAUUUUGCCAUGAUUCCAGCCAAAGAGGCUAAAGACAUGCUCUACACGCUGCUUUCACAGAACCUGGUCCAGCUACAGGAAAUCCCAAAGACUCCUGACUAUGCUCCCUCUCGCACCUUCUAUCUUUACACCGUCAACCAACUCCCUACUGCACGAAUGCUACUUCAAAACUGCUACAAGACAGUAGCCAACCUCAUAGAGCGACGCCUGUUCGAGAGCAAAGAAAGCAAGCGUCUGCUGGAGAAAUCCCAGCGAAUCGAGGCCAUUCUGGCAUCUCUGCAGGCCAGCGGGGCUGAGCCUGAACAGCUGACUGAGGUUGAGGAGAUGAUCACUGCUCCUGAAAAGCAACAACUGGAAGCCUUACGACUUCACAUCAAUAAGUUAGAUUCAGCAGAGAACCAGGUAGAUGAAACCAUAUUUCUACUAGAAUCGUACAUCACCUCCACGGCCACAAGUUGAGACUCGAGAUGUACAAGCAUAGUACCUGUGCCAUUAUUGCCUUUUUGUGUAUGAAUGCUGUCAAAUAUGGCUGUUUUAUAGUUUAUAUGGCUGGAUUGUUUCAGUUUGGAGUGAUAUAAAAUCUGGAUAGAUUAUUUUGCUUGUUUUUAUUGCAUACAUCAGCAAAUGAAUAAACUGAGCACAAGAAUA